AUGGAGUCGGCUAAAGCCGCAGAGAAGGGCCCUCUUCUCGAGCUGCGUUCAACAUCGCGCGACGCUGCGCGCGAUCAGCACGGGCCGCGGCGAGGAUGGCGAUACUAUGUUGGACGGUCGGUGAUGAUUCUUUUUACCUUGUUAAUAGGGUCAUAUGCAUUUCGCUGGGUCACAGCGCCCGGUGCCGUUUACAGCAGCCAUAUGCCUCGGCAAAUCGACGACGAGCUUAUGGCUAAAAGGCUGGCGGCUUCACAGCGGACACAGCCUCUACUGUUGCAUCAUCAGCAUGACGGCCAAAAGCAGGCGAGGCUGGGGGGCAAAGCUCAGGCCUAUGGGACGUCUGGUAGCGCUAAAGAUGGCCAGUAUCUCAUUGGAGUUGGAAAGGCGGACAUCACGGGACCCGUUGUUGAAAUCAACAUGAUGGGCUACGCCAACUUCGAACAGGUCGGCAGUGGCGUCCGCCAACGCCUCUACUCGCGGGCUUUUAUCGUUGGCGACCUUCACAAUCCGGAAGACAGAUUCAUCUAUCUCGUUCUGGACACGCAGGCCGGCGAUACUGCUGUCCGAUAUGGUAUCCUUCGAGGCCUUCAGGAGCUAGGGCCUGAUUACGCCAUGUAUGGACACGACAACCUGGCCGUCACCGCGACACACUCUCAUUCUGGGCCCGGCGCCUGGCUCAACUAUCUCUUACCCCAACUCACCAGCUUAGGAUUCGACAAGCAGAGCUAUCAAGCCAUUGUGGAUGGCUGCUUGUUGUCUAUCCGCCGUGCACAUGAGAGCCUGGAGCCGGGUAGCUUAACCGCUGGCACCACCAAGGUUUUUGGCGCAAAUAUCAAUAGAAGUCUCUACGCAUAUCUUGCUAAUCCAGCAGAGGAAAGGGCCAAGUACAACGUCAGCGCGGAGGACGAUGGGUCUGUGGAGAAGGAUCUGACUCUGCUUAAAUUUAGAAGAGCAUCCGAUGGCAAAAGCAUUGGCGUGCUUACUUGGUUCCCCACCCAUGGCACUUCGAUGUUAGCCAACAACACCCUAAUAACGGGAGACAACAAAGGCGUGGCCGCCUACCUGUUUGAGAAAAAAGUUCGUGAAAGAGAGAAUGAGACGGACGACUUUGUUGCCGGCUUUUCUCAGGCGAACAUGGGGGAUGCCAGCCCCAACACGCUUGGUGAGUGGUGUGACGAUGGCUCUGGCGAGAGGUGCGACUGGAUAUCAAGCUCCUGCAAGAGCACUGGCAGAAGUAGGAAAUGCCACGCACGAGGACCUUUUUUCAGGGAGAAGGAUGAGGGAGCGACAUCCUGUUUUGAGAUUGGCAAGAAGCAGUACGAAGCCGCCCUCGACUUGUACCUUUCUAUGGAUACCAUGCCGGCAAAUGUUAAGGGAUCAGGUGUCAAAGCGUUUCAUCGCUUCCAUGACAUGUCUGAUUUCCAAUUUCAGCUGCCCAAUGGCUCGUCGGCUCGCACAUGCUCGGCGGCGCUGGGCUACUCUUUCGCAGCCGGCACCUGGGAUGAACCAGGCCACUACGAAAUUACGCAGCAUGGCUCCAAUGAGUCAAACACAAAUCCCGCUUGGAAAUUGAUACGAUGGGUUAUCGGAGCUCCUAGCCCCGAGCAGAUCCAAUGCCAUUCCCCAAAGCCUAUCCUCUUGAAUGUUGGCAAGACUCGCUUUCCGUAUCACUGGACACCGGAUAUUGUGGACUUGCAGACUUUCAGAGUCGGCCAGUUUAUCAUUAUUGUCAGUCCCGGAGAAGCAACAACAAUGGCGGGCCGUCGAUGGAAAGAAGCGGUUGCUGAGAGCAGCAAAAUCCAGUUGGCAGAUGAAUUGGCUGGCAAUGAGCCCAUUGUCGUGUUUGGAGGACCCAGCAACACGUAUACUCAUUAUAUCACAACAGAGCAGGAGUAUGGUCGCCAACGCUACGAAGGGGCUUCGACUUUGUAUGGGCCACACACCCUAGCGGCUUACAUUGAUCGAACCAAGGCUCUGCUUCCUCUUUUGCGGGAUGAUGCUCCUGGCAGAGAUUCCAACUCCAGUGAUACUGGACCCUUGCCCCCAGACAAUAGCGAUAAAUCUAUUGGUUUGAACACGGGCGUCUUGUUUGAUACGACACCACAAUCUCGUUCAUUUGGAGACGUGAUUAUCAACGUUGGCAGGCCCCAGUUUACACGCGGAGACAAGGUAAAAGCAACAUUUGUCGGAGCCAAUCCGAGAAACAAUUUACGACUAGAGGAGACGUAUGCCGCUGUUGAGCAUCGCUAUGCUGGUGAAGCAGAGUGGAAAACCGUGCGCGAUGACUCGGACUGGGCACUCGUCUACCAGUGGAAGCGAACCAGUCUGUUCAAGGGCACCAGCGAAGCAACAGUUGCAUGGGACAUUGAGGACUGGGCAAAGCCAGGAGAAUACAGACUCUGCUACUUUGGCAAUGCCAGAUCCAUUGGCGGCGAGGUUACGGCGUUUGAAGGUAAAAGCGCGGCGUUUACGGUCGGUUAA
Trichoderma gamsii is the source of this 2481-nucleotide messenger RNA. RefSeq names its product neutral/alkaline non-lysosomal ceramidase. Gene Ontology annotation, molecular function: N-acylsphingosine amidohydrolase activity. Lineage: Eukaryota; Fungi; Ascomycota; Sordariomycetes; Hypocreales; Hypocreaceae. The coding region runs from base 1 to 2481 and encodes 826 amino acids. Gene Ontology annotation, cellular component: extracellular region. The record is from RefSeq and is a predicted model, not a curated record. Gene Ontology annotation, biological process: long-chain fatty acid biosynthetic process; ceramide catabolic process; sphingosine biosynthetic process. The transcript has 2 exons.